Messenger RNA from Hevea brasiliensis (rubber tree), 1527 nucleotides. Its product is annotated as 2-C-methyl-D-erythritol 4-phosphate cytidylyltransferase, chloroplastic. The transcript is spliced from 12 exons. NCBI's taxonomy places the organism in Eukaryota, Viridiplantae, Streptophyta, Magnoliopsida, Malpighiales, Euphorbiaceae. Gene Ontology annotation, molecular function: 2-C-methyl-D-erythritol 4-phosphate cytidylyltransferase activity. The record is from RefSeq and is a predicted model, not a curated record. Gene Ontology annotation, biological process: isoprenoid biosynthetic process. The coding region runs from base 267 to 1217 and encodes 316 amino acids.
CUUUGGAUGUACAAUGUUGACUGAUUUGCUUUGAUCUUGGAAAAAUGUUUGAAUAUUAAUAUUUUACAGACGACAACAAAGACUUCAAUUCAUAAAGGCAAAUUUUAAUUAAUUUAUUUAUUUUAAUUUCCCAUGAGUGAUGGGUUAGCACUAGCAGUCACUGGUUCUGCUAGAGCUUUGUCUGCACUCGAUUCCCAUUUUUUCUCUUUGCUUUGUUCAAUAGGGAAAAGAAAGGAAGGAACAGAGAGGAAGAGGGAGAGAUCGAGAUGGGUCAUCAUCUUCUUCACUUGAACCUUACAACUAUCUCUCCUUCUGCUUCUUUCAAAUCUUCUAAUUCAUUGUUUCCAUGUAAUCAUCCCCAAAUUCCCACCAAUUCUUUUCACUUGCCCUCUCUCUCGAAGUCAUCAGGCCAUAAAAUCUCUUGGAUCCAAAAGCUGCCCAGAAUUGCUACUGCCACUAUUAAGUGCUCUGCUAAGAUUGAAAAUGCAAAUAUUAGUAAAAGCUCUGCAGCUGUGAAAGAGAAGAGUGUUUCGGUCAUUCUGUUGGCUGGAGGGAAGGGCAAAAGAAUGGGUGCAAGCAUGCCAAAGCAAUAUCUACCCCUGUUAGGCCAGCCAAUUGCUUUAUACAGUUUCUACACAUUCUCAAAAAUGACUGAAGUGAAAGAAAUUGUUGUAGUCUGCGAUCCAUCCUACCAAGACAUUUUUGAAGAUGCCAAAGAAAAUAUCACUGUGGACCUCAAAUUUGCACUGCCUGGGAAGGAAAGACAAGAUUCUGUAUACAAUGGCCUUCAGGAAGUUGAUUUGAACUCUGAGCUUGUUUGUGUCCAUGACUCAGCUAGACCUCUGGUGUCAUCUGCAGAAGUAAAAGAGGUCCUCAAAGAUGCUUGGAUAAACGGAGCAGCUGUGCUUGGUGUUCCUGCUAAAGCUACAAUUAAGGAGGCGAAUAGUGAAUCUUUUGUAGUGAGAACUCUCGACCGCAAAACACUUUGGGAAAUGCAAACCCCACAGGUGAUUAAGCCUGAUUUGCUUAAAAAAGGCUUUGAGCUUGUGAACAGAGGUGGUCUUGAAGUCACUGAUGAUGUCUCUAUCGUGGAGCACCUUAAACAUCCCGUAUACAUUACCGAAGGAUCUUACACAAACAUCAAGGUCACAACUCCGGAUGAUUUGUUACUUGCCGAGAGAAUUUUGAACUUGAAUUCUGGAGAAUCUUCGAAAUAGGCUCAUAUUUGGUUUUUGCAUUCUAUUGUUGCUCCAUUCUUUAUCUUUCAGAUGAAAAGAGACAUUUUUUUUUUCUUCUAAUUUUAAGAAUUUUUCUGCAUUUGAGGUCUGAUAAAAGACAAUAGAAAAUCUUGCAAUGAUAUUCUAUUAGGCUCAUCUUCAAACCCAGAUAAAGAGUAUGUGAGCUGCAGCAGCCAUAAUGAUUUCUGCUGGUAUUAUUCUGUAUUCAAAUGAAUAAAAUCCAAAGAGAUUUUUGUAGAAAUUUUUACUAUCUAUUAUAAUACUAUUGAAUUAGUAAUUCUACAUUUAA